CACGUCCGGGUUUCCCCCCCUUCUUCUCACACCGGUCUGCAGCGAUGUAUUGUCCAGCGGUGCUAUACUCGGUACAACACCCAAGAUGCGCAUCACUUGGCCGGUUUGCGCAGGACGCUGAGAGGGUGACGGGCCGAUGCCACUGGACGCUGUGCCCGCUACAAUUGCCCCGAGCUGCCUCAUCGCGGGGUACGUAUCCACAGGCAGGGAGCACGUCUGUAACUGUGCCAAGGUGUUGAACGAAAUGACUGGGCCACUUCCAUCGUGGGUUUCUGCUUCUAGAAGGAAACUCGGGGCCAGGAGAGUUUACGCCACAUGUAGGUACGCUUUUGAAGCUUCACCACGGAAAGUCUGUAUCAGCGUCGCAGAGCAGAUAUGCCUCGAUGGCAGCAAACACCGAGUGCCGCAAGGUUCACGCCCCGAUCUGGCCAUCCAUCCAUCCCAACGGUCCAUCCCGGCUGACCUGGUGGUGGCGUCCAGCCAAGAGCGCUAGCGACCACGCUCCGAAGAUGGCGCGCGGUCCCCGCGAUAUCGAAUCCAUCGCAGCGGCCAUUCUGUUCUUGUGCUAUCCUCAUCCGCUCUCGGUGAGUCCGCCAGCACUUGCUCCAAUUGCUCCAACACCCGCCGCCUAGCUGCAUCGGGCCAUUUCUGUCGAUGCCCGACAGCUGGCCGACGAAGAAGUGCGAGUCACGAAAGAAGAUGCGCUGAGGGAUUUGGAACGAGGCGAGACGAGGCGAGACGCCGUCAUCAAUGGGUGCAUGCUGUCCUGACAUGCAUGAAGCACGCAAGGACCUACGGGGUAUCUGAUGGGGUGGCACGGUUCUUGGGAGUCCAGGCGGUAUUUGCCUCAUCUGCGCCAUGCAAGAGGAUGAAGGGAGAUGGAAGCAAAAGAAGGGAAAAAGAAAUGGAAAAAAAGAUGAAAAAAUAAAUAUAAAAAAUAAAAAGCAACACAUGGAUCGCUGCAUGGAAAAUAUCCGGACUCUCGGCAUUUCAUCUCCAUCAACGCAGCCCGCCACUGCCGGAGGACAUGCCACUACAUGUGCGCAUUGUACCACAGGCAGAAAGGCAAACAAGGCUGUCCAGGCUGUUGCACCGCACAUGCAUUGCAUCCUUCGGGAAUCCAGCGGCCAACAGCAACAGCAAAUGAUGGCGGCGCCAUCGGAUGAAGCUCAUGCACGUAUGGCGAGUGCAGUCAACAGCAGCCAAUCCUUGUCGCACAAGUCAGUCCAACCGCCAAAUGCCACACCACCAGAGCUGCGAAUAAUGGCAGCGGUGGCGAUUCAACAGAUAACGAAUCGCCAUCCAUCUUUCAAACUAUUGAUGUACCCAAUCAUGCUGUCGGUUGCUGUACACGCAAUAGAAAAGCAACAAUAGCUGCCAUCUAUAUCCCAAGCCUUCAUCCACUUUGAACGACUCCAAUGCCUCCAGCGAAUGCAUCGCCUGUCAGAUGCACUCACAGCCCGUGCCACCACACUCGCUUCUGCAAACCCUUCUUGCAGCUUAGCAUCUGAAUUACUCGCUGCCUAGAUAUUUAGCAUCCCGUCCCUACAGUUAGUCCUGUUAGCAG
Trichoderma atroviride IMI 206040 is the source of this 1567-nucleotide messenger RNA. RefSeq lists its product as uncharacterized. The record is from RefSeq and is a predicted model, not a curated record. Lineage: Eukaryota; Fungi; Ascomycota; Sordariomycetes; Hypocreales; Hypocreaceae.